Messenger RNA from Rotaria socialis, 2916 nucleotides. The record is from the annotation of a GenBank genome assembly. Lineage: Eukaryota; Metazoa; Rotifera; Eurotatoria; Philodinida; Philodinidae.
AAUAUUUAUUGAGUUGCGUUAUGAAUCUCCAUUGAAAGAAAUAAUUUCUAUUAGCAAUACAAAAUAACCAAUUAGAUUUUUCACAUUAAUGAAUUCCAUGUGCCUCCAUGAUGGCGUCCACAUUUUCCCUUAACUCGUGCACACACGAAGUCUCAUGGAUCAGUGGUGACAUCUUAAUGUACCAAUAAAAUUCGGUCGAUCCUACAUGUUUUGAUUUGCUUGUAUUUCUUCACGGUAGGGUUUACUCAAAAUGACUCAUGUAUACUUUUCGACUGUCGUCUUCUAUUGUAUUUUUCAUAAAUAAAUAGAAAUGAUUUCACUAUCAUUUUCUCAGCUACGAUGGGAAAAUACUUAUUUAUCUUUUACAACGAAUCACAUUUUAUAUCAGUCGAUUAUUUUGAUUAGAAAUCAAUUCUAAUUAUUUUAGAUGUGAAAGCUUUGGAAACUGGUACAAGUAGUUGUGCUAAACCUGAAUUGGUUGGCAUUGAAUUUUAUCAACAAUGGAUUAAGAAAAUCAUACUGAUAAAUAUCGCCGAUAUCAACACCAACAAACAGUUGAUAAUCCAAACAUGUCCAAAAUGUCAUGGCAGUGAUGCUGUCUUCUUUCGAGAACAAUCAACUCGAGGCAAAACUGAACCACCACCUACUGACAAUAAUGAAAAUGAAAUAUCAUCAAAUCAUGAUAACAAAACUGAACAACCACCAACUGGAAAGGAUGCUGACGAAAAACCCAUAACAACCGCUAGUCAUUCACGUCGGGUUCAUUUUCCAACAGAUGAUACUCAGUUGCGUUUAAUAUCAUAUCCACCAGAACCAUUAUCGAAUCAACCGCUUGUAUCGCUUGGCGUUAUAUUACAACGUUAUCGUGCGGCAUGUCAACGUUUACAAUUACGUCCAUUAAAUUGUUUACUAGAACAAUUAAGUACAAUGGACGAUGGAAGAAAUUCAUAUUGUGAUCGUCUGGAUUGUUUAAAAGUAGUUAAUGAAAAACUUGAACUUAAACAUAUCGAUACGAUCGAAGAAAUUUUAUCACGCUGCCGGUUUCACACGUUAGAUUUUGAAUCAACAUCUAUUGACGAUGCAACAUUAGAACAGUUGUUUGAUGUUCUUGAAUAUUAUGAAGCAUGUACACAUAUAAAUUUAUCCCAUAAUCGUUCGAUUGGUUUUCAAGGAUAUCAAGCAUUAACAAAAUAUUUAAGAAAAACUAAUUCUCUUGAAAGACUUGAUAUGAAUUCAGCGCGUUUCGAUGAAAAUUCUAUACUAAAUUUUACACGUUCAUUACGUUUAUCAUCAACAUUAUACGAAUUACAUGUUGAAUCGUGUCAAUUAAAUGGAAAACUUCUACAGAAAUUUACACAACAUUUACGUUCAUGUACUUGCUUACGAGAACUCUAUCUUUGUGAUAAUCGUCUUCAAGUUCAAGAUUCGCUACUGAUAAAUGAAUUAAUACGUUUAUGUGGUCGAUUCCUUUUCCUACUCGAUCUACGUUCAAAUUCAUUGCAAGAUACUGGCAUGUCUCAUUUAGCUUCUCAAUUUAGUCAAUAUGAUGAAAACCAUACCGAUGCAAAUCAUUUACAUAAAAUAAGUUUUGAAGGAAAUCAAAUAACUCCACAGGGCGUUGGUUUUCUUGCUAAAUCAUUACUACACAAUCGAACGCUACGUUCAUUAAAUUUAAGUGAUAACAGUGUUACAAAUGAAGGUUUAAUUGGUUUACGUGAUGCAUUAUUAACGAAUCGAACAAUAACGGAAUUAAUAUUAAGAAAUUGCCAUUUAACAGAUCAAGCUGCUAUUGCUUUAGCUGAAUUUAUUGCUGAAUCAACAACAAUACAAUAUAUUGACAUACGAAAUAAUAAUAUACAAGCUAGUGGCAUAUGUGGUAUGUCAAUAGCAAUGAAAAAUAAUAAAUCAUUGCUUCGACUUGACUAUGAUCCCAUUUCGUCAACGCCGACUCAUUUAAGUUUAUUAUCCAAUAAUAUUAAUCGAACAACAAAUUCAAGUAGCGUUCUUUCGAUGACAAGUCUUCGAAGAAUGACAACUGGCUUUGGUAGUUUUACAAGUAGUACACCGUUUAAUGUGAAUCGAGGUGGUGGUGGUACAAGAGAAUUACUUGAACAAAAAGCAAAAUGGAUGAGUGAUAUUGCAACUGUUUGUCAACGAAAUAUGCUUAUAUAUGAAGAGAAAAUACGUUUAGAAGAAGAACAACAACAGCAGCAACAAAAUAGACCGUCAAUCAAUGAAACUGAUGAAAUUCAACAAAAAGAUUCAACUAUUACUAAAUCAGAAGAUAUUCUAUUAGAAGAAGAAACAUCAUCCAUAAUUGAACCAAAAGAUAGUACUGAUUCGGAAGAUUUGACAGCAAUUAACCAGAAUAAUCAUGAAGAAAUCCAGCAAUCAGCAGAUACGAAUGGUAUUGAACAAUUAAACAAUAAAUCAUCGGACGAUAACAAAGAACUUGAAGAUUCAUUAAAUAGUCAAAAUAAUUCAAUGAAUCAUAGUUCCAAUCCUGAACAACCGACAGUCAUUCCAAUUGAAGAUCAUGAUGAAUUUAAACAAAGUGUUGAUAUUUCAGAAGAUGAUGAUACUAAAACUGAGCAAACAAUUGUUAUUCCGACGAUCAAUGAUAAUCAAGAAAUUGAACAAUUGGCCGCAGAUCUAGUCGAAUCUGUUGUAAACGGUGAUAAGCAAGAACAAUCCGAAUCGAAUAUAAUUAAUCAAAGUUCCAUAGACACUGAAUCAUUAUCCAUGCCUGUUGUCAUCGAUGAUAUUUUCAAUGACGAUAAACGAAAACUUCAUCAUUCAGAUAGUCUUCGAAUAAUGCGAAAAAAAGUCAAAAAUGAAAAUGAUGAUACAAGUGAUGAUGAAUCACAAUUAUCAUCGUCGCUGGAAAAAGAAGAACAAAUAGCCGAUGGUAGUUAG